Molecule: messenger RNA, 573 nt
Organism: Rotaria socialis
Lineage: Eukaryota; Metazoa; Rotifera; Eurotatoria; Philodinida; Philodinidae
Source: the annotation of a GenBank genome assembly
AUGCAAAAGACUGAUUAUGAAACUGUUGGUUGGUUAUAUAUAUUAUUCUGUAUUAUGUUUAUAUUAACUGGUUUAACUAUAGUUGCAUCGAGUGGUAAUUUGCUUAUCUUACGUUUUGUUGAAACAAAUACUAAGCGUUGCCAACAUGAAAGAUAUGAAAUGGAAGAACGACGUCGACAACAAGUUCGUGUUAUUGGUGAUGUUAUAUCAUCGAAUGGCCGCCUCGUUACAUUAGAAGAUGAUGAAGACACUCCAUCAUUUUUUACUACAAAUGCUCCUCGACGUAUAACAGUAGAUAAUGGUUCAGUUACUUUAUCUCUUUGUUCAUGUCGUGCUCAGUCAUCAAUAGCAUCAUGUGUACCAAUGUCAUGUAAAAAACGACUUAAACGUAAACAACAAACUGUAUUAAUUAAUUCGAAACAAUCAUUAGCUAAACUUCAAAUAAGUCCUACAAGAACAUUACGACAAGAUAUCCUUGAUUCAUUACAAAGAAAAUCUCCAAUCGAUAACAAUAGUGGUUUGCACAGAUCUACUCUUUUAUUAGAUAAGAUUCAUAAACGAAGUUCAAUAUAG